AUGCAGCAGAGCCCACACCAGUCCCCUAUUCUGCCUUCCCCUCCUUUGGCCAAACCUGAUCAUGAUUCUCCUGUGAAUCAGCUGGGAAGCGUGCAGAAUAUGAGCUUGAUGCCCUCAAUCAUAAUAACUGGAAUUUUCCUUAGUAAUAGUGAAAGACAGCCUUCUUCAUUCUUUAGGGAUGAGUUUGCUUUAGGUAAAAUCUUCCUAGAAUAUAGAAUAAAUUUCUUCUGGAAAUUUCAAACUACUUGGAGUGUAUCUCUUUUACAAACUUUGCUAAUUUCUACUUGGAAGGCAGAAUUCCUAUUAGAUUGA
Messenger RNA from Propithecus coquereli (Coquerel's sifaka), 312 nucleotides. RefSeq names its product chromosome unknown open reading frame, human C17orf112. The coding region runs from base 1 to 312 and encodes 103 amino acids. NCBI's taxonomy places the organism in Eukaryota, Metazoa, Chordata, Mammalia, Primates, Indriidae. The transcript is spliced from 3 exons. The record is from RefSeq and is a predicted model, not a curated record.